UCUUCCCGUGUCGCCACCUUCUUUGUCUACGGCCCAACAUUUCGACACCGGUGGGGGGGGGGUUUCUCUGUUUUUUUCCUGUCUCUAGUUUUGAGGAUAUAUUUCGCGAUAUAUCCCCAAUUUUCUGACAUUUAAUGACAGUCGACUCUGAGCUAUUUAUGCCUAAAAAUAAAGCACCAAAAAUGGAUGACCUGGACUACAUCCCGGUAGAUCUGAGCCCAGAGGAGCGCUCCGAGUUGGAGGACAUCCGCAGGAGGAAGGGUGUCCUCUUACAGGAGAUCCAGAGGCUCAGGGAGGAAUUACGAGAGGCAAUUUUAGAGGUAGAGGGACUGGAGACCAGUACAGAGGGCAGCAAAACUCUACAGAAAAGUAGACACGUGGCUAUGGGACGGAAGAAAUUCAAUAUGGACCCAAAAAAGGGGAUCUUGUUCCUGGUGGAAAACGAGCUGCUCAGACACACAGCAGAGGACAUUGCACAGUUCUUGUACAAGGGAGAAGGCCUCAACAAGACCGCUAUAGGGGAUUACCUGGGAGAAAGAGACGACUUCAACAUCAAAGUGCUUCAAGCUUUUGUUGACCUCCAUGAGUUCACCGACCUUAACCUGGUGCAGGCCCUUAGACAGUUCCUGUGGAGUUUCCGUUUGCCAGGCGAAGCGCAGAAGAUUGACAGAAUGAUGGAGGCCUUUGCUCAGAGAUACUGCCACUGCAACCCUGGUGUCUUCCAAAGCACAGACACGUGUUACGUGCUUUCGUUUGCCAUAAUUAUGCUGAACACGAGCCUCCAUAACCCGAAUGUGAGAGACAAACCUGGACUGGACCGUUUCAUCUCGAUGAACCGCGGGAUCAAUGACGGGGGAGACCUGCCGGAGGAGCUGCUCAGAAAUCUGUAUGAAAGCAUUAAAAAUGAACCGUUCAAGAUCCCGGAGGACGAUGGCAACGACCUGACGCACACGUUCUUCAACCCAGACAGAGAGGGCUGGCUGCUUAAGCUUGGAGGAAGAGUGAAAACUUGGAAACGCCGAUGGUUCAUCCUCACAGACAACUGUCUUUAUUACUUUGAAUACACCACAGAUAAGGAACCACGAGGUAUUAUUCCCUUGGAAAAUCUUAGCAUCCGUGAAGUAGAGGACCCAAGAAAGCCUAACUGCUUUGAACUGUACAUCCCCAACAACCGUGGGCAGCUCAUCAAGGCGUGUAAGACGGAGGCUGAUGGGAGGGUGGUGGAAGGAAACCACAUGGUGUACCGCAUCUCUGCACCCACACCGGAGGAGAAGGACGAGUGGAUCCACAGCAUCAAAUCUGCGGUCAGUGUGGAUCCGUUCUAUGAAAUGCUUGCUGCCAGGAAGAAACGUAUAUCACUGAAGAAGAAAGAGGAGCAGCCCUAGGUUACGUCUAUGUUCCUCUUCCUCUCACAUCAUCUCUGCUGCUCUCUCCUCUCUUUAACCUUUCUUCUUCCUCCUCAUUCUUCCUGAAAACGCCUCCUCUUCCACUUGCAAGGACCCCAUGCUGUCCCAACCGCCAGACUCUUUGAAAAAGCUGCAAACAGAGCGAAUGGCUUACCUGCUGAGGCUGCCGUUCACAGUACCGCUGUUGCACUCAACUUAAUACAAUAAUCCCAGAGCACAAACAAAACUUUUGCCGUCUUCUCACCAUCACUCCCACUUAAACAGGAUCUUUAAGACUGUGUUCACGCUAGAAAUUAUCUUUCUUUUGCACAGUGGCUGGAGUCUGUUGGCAUUUUAUACACAUCAAAUCACUUUAAUGUAAUUUUUUUGUUUUUUCAGAUUGCUUUAAUUUUUGAGAACGAUGUCCAGCAGUUCCUGUGUUUAAAAGGUUUUCCAUCUGGGCUGAGAAUUGGCGUGAAUCAAGAAGUCAAAAAUCAAGAUUUUUCCACGUUGGUGUGAAUACAGUUUUAUUCAGGGUUGCAAGAAGCUGCAGUUUCAUGAAGUCCUAUUUUAUUAUCAUCAGUGCCACCUUAAUAAGAUACUCCCUUUGUUGAUUGUGCAUAGCCAAGACAAAAUGUGAAGUACUAACAAUAGAUUUUUAUUCUGUUAGAGCUGUGAAUUUGCAAACUAAUUUAAUACUCCAAAUGGCAUAAAGUUCACAUCCAAACUUAAAUACUGAAUUCUAGCCAGCUAAAUGUUAUUAAUGUAUAUUUUCACUGGAUUUCAUAGUGGAAACGCAGCAUACAGUAUGAACUUUAGCAUGUUUCUCAACAUGUUUGAGCAAUAGCAGAGUAGAGUAUCGUUGUCUGGAGGCUUGUUGAAUCUUUAUCUGUACAGAGCCGCUCUCAUUGUGUCUUUUCAGAAUUAACGUAACGGCAUGAAACACAAGUUUUCUUUUUUUGUGCAGCACUACAACAAUUCAACAUCUGUUGAAUUAACUCUGUCCACCAACAUGGGUUUUGUGAAGUCACAAAGGCAGCUCUUUUCAUUGUACACUUUUUGUAAAUAGACGUUAGCAUAUUUGUUUACGAAACACAUAGAUUUAAUUUAAUUUAUUCUUUAUCUUUUGUUAAAAUCAGAUUUUUUUUUUGUACGAGCUACUGUUUUACUGCAUGUCGAUGAACGGAAGGAUCAGUCAUAGGUGCUGAUGCAUGGUUGACCAAGUUAGUGCACUGAUUUGGAAAGUGUUUGUGUUUCCUGGUGACAUGGAAAGAUAGCAUUUAAUACUGAAGUUGGUUUGUGCAUCAAGUGAGUGAUCCCGCUUACCUUUAGAAAAUAUGAGAUUAUAUGUUUGACUUUUUUUUUCUUCUUCUUCUUCUUCUUGAGAGAUUCAAACUCUGUAAAGCACAAACAGAGUUUGAUUCCCACACUCUGCUAACCAGUGUCGAACUUAAAGGGCAUAUGUCAUCAUUUUGAUAAAAUUCAAAUAUGUUCGUUUACAUUUUAUGACUGAAAUUCAGAAAUGGAAAAAAACAAACAUGUAAAUUACAUUUCGGGAGCUAAACCAAUUCAUCAAGGCAUAAGUCGUGAUAGCAACGUCUUCCACUUGAAUUUGAGUUCAUAAAGUGAAUAUUUAUUAAUGGUGAUUUAUCUUCAGAGGUUGAGAAAUGUUGAGUGUGGGAACCUGAAAACCAAACAAACCAGCACCCCACAGAGAGAUAUACGUUUUCGCAUCCACCUGAAUAAUGUGUAGUUGCUAACCAUCCAGAUGUGUUGUUCCCAGGGAGGAAAUGUUGAUUUAACUCUUACUGUGGAUAUCAACCGAUGUUUUGCAGCAAAAAAAAAAGCAAAAACAUGAUAUGUUAAUCUUUAUGCUCACAAAUAGACGCAGUCUCUGUCAUCUUCCUCCGUGUUGUAGUUGUUCCUUCGCUUAAAACCAAGAUUGUAUUUAAAAACAUUUUUUAAACAGAGUUCAGCCAUAUUUUCUGCAUAUUGUUUUUAUUGCUACCUCCAAUAUAACAUAUUGCUUGGAAGGCACUAAGAAAAUUCCCUUUAAAAAGUUUCCCUUCAAUAAAACGGUUCAUGAUUUGUGCCCAGCAAUUGUUCAUUUGACAUGACAGAUCUCAUUGACAUGUUAUCAAUAAUCUUUUUAAGAAAUUCUGCAAAGAAUGUGCUUUUUAAGAGUACAUUUAAAUAUGCUACUUUGCUAUAAAAACAAUGGAUUUGUUUAAAAUACAUUAAUGUAUAUAAAAACAAUAUGAUGACAUAUGCCCUUUAAAGUCUGGGGAAGCUGUUUGAGCUGAAAUGUUAUGGUUAUGUUUGAAAUAAAAAGACAGCUAAAUGAUGAACACUAAUAAACCAUUGAUUUAAAACACUCAUAUUAAAAGUUUAGAUUUGUCUCCUGUCAUGGAUUUGACCUACUUUAGUGUAUUUGUAUUUUUGAUUCUGGGGGAAAUUAAACUAUUGUAUGCAGCACUUUAUCAAGUUUAGCAUUUUGAGGAAAAAUGCUGUUACUGACCUACCGUACUCUAAUUCAAUAUGGCGCCCUCUGCUGGUAAUCGCACACACUGCAAUAUGCUGAGAAAUGUAUGUCCAUUCUCGUCCAACCAGCAGAAACAGUUUCUCUCCAACUGGUUUCAUGAUGGAAUCUUAUAAUAAUUUUUUUAAUUUCCACUUUGUUUGAACUUGAUUCGCUGACAGACGUGUUGAAAUGAAGCCAUAAGUCCCAAUUUUCUGGCUUCAUUUUAAUUUUUAUGUCCAUCACCAGGACUGUCCGUCCUUAUGAUUUUUAACAUUCAAAGUUGCCAAAAAAUGGAAACUGUUUCCAGGUAAAAACAAAAAAUGAAUACUGUCAAGCUUCUCUCUGCAGAGCCACUACAUUCAGAAAAUGUUUGUUUUGUAUUUAUUUAUUUUUGUUUACUUGGAGGUAAAGAUGGAUGCAUCAUCUGUACAUGUAGCAAAAGGAAAACCACGAUACAUUGGUGCCAGUAAAAUACUGUGUAACAAUAAAAAAGUAAGUAAAAGUAAAAACGA
Messenger RNA from Poecilia reticulata (guppy), 4418 nucleotides. It is a transcript of the gene cyth2, whose product is annotated as cytohesin 2. The record is from RefSeq and is a predicted model, not a curated record. Gene Ontology annotation, biological process: regulation of ARF protein signal transduction. Lineage: Eukaryota; Metazoa; Chordata; Actinopteri; Cyprinodontiformes; Poeciliidae. Gene Ontology annotation, molecular function: guanyl-nucleotide exchange factor activity.